GGGAUCCCUUGAUUAUCUCCUUCCCACUCCUCUCCCUCCAAAACAAUCACACCACAAAGGAAACAAAACAAAAAAAAAUGGCUCGCAAGAAAAUUUGAAUUUUAAUCUGCCAAAACUAUUCGAAAAAAAACCCUAUGUAUAGCUAUGGCGAAUCGAGACGGCGUGAACGGGAAGCAACUCGAACGGAGGAAGACGAUGACGAUGAACUGGGCGGGGUUAGGGGAGUUUGAAGAAGACGACCACGACGACGACGACCACUUCUUCGAGACCUCUAACCGCAUCUCCACCGUCGUACCCGUGGAUUUAGCUUCAUCCUCCGACGAGGAAGGCGAGUUCGACGAUUGCCGGAUCUCCUUCUCCCGCCCUCCUCCUCCUCAUCCCGAGCCGAACAUGUCUCCCGAUUACGAUAUCUGGAUGUCGGCGCCCGGAUCUAUAACCGAGCGCCGACGCAAGCUCCUCAACGGGAUGGGGCUGGAGUCGAGGAAGAGCAUGCUCGGUUCCAUCUCGAUCCAGCGCGUGAGCAAUCCCGUAACGGCUCAGCUAGCCGUUACGGAAGCAGCGAAGGUCAAAGAUCCCGAUCGUGAUCCUUUUCCGGUAGUAGCGAAUCAACAACGUCUUCAUCGUUCUCCUGAGCAUAUGAUCGUACGGUCCAGAUCUGAUUCUGACAUCGAAUCUUCCUCCGCGGAGAAAAAGAGGAGAGACGAGAUGUUAGGGAAGAAAACGUCGAAAUCACGUCUCACCAGAACCGCGUCUGCUGCGGUUGGAGCUCACUGCGCGAGAACGCAAACGCAAGCCUCGCCUUCUGCAAAACCAAACGGUCGAUCUCAAGGCGGGAAACGUUGCGGCGCGAUGCUCUCCUCCGCGGUUUCGAAUACUCAGUUCAGCGCCUUCUUCCUGAUAAAGAAUCUAGAUACAGGCAAAGAGUUCGUGGUGAAGGAGUACGGAGAGAACGGGAUGUGGAACCGGCUCAGCGAUAUCCAAACCGGUAAGCAGCUGACGAUGGACGAGUUCGAGAAGAGCGUCGGUUACUCUACCGUCGUUAAAGACCUCAUGAGGCGAGAGAGCGCCGCGAGCUCGACUAAUGACAUGAGGAAGUUGAUGUCGAAGAGCUUGAGAGUGAGCAAGAAGAAAGGAGCCGCGUUGCUUAAGAACAUAAAGGGAGUCGCUCACUCGAUGAGCUCCAAGGCUUCUUCUUCGGAGAAGGAUUCUUCUUCUGCUGGUAGUAGUAGUAGUCCUAAAGUAGUCGACGCGAAGAGCAACGACCAAGGGAAUCAGUGGGUGAAGGUGAGGCAUUCGGGGAAGUCACAUAAAGAUCUGAGCGCUUUGCAUCUCUGCCAAGAGAUUCAAGCUCAUCAAGGAGCUAUCUGGACUAUGAAGUUCAGUUUAGAUACUCAUUUGUUAGCGAGCGGAGGGGAGGAUUGCGCGAUUCACGUGUGGGAGGUUCAGGAAUGUGAGAUCAUGUCGAUGAACGAAGGGAGCUUGACACCGAUUCAUCCUUCCAUGUCUGCUUCUUCUUCUUCUUCUUCUUCUGCGGAAGGUGGUGAUGAUUCAGAAGUGCACAGCGAGAAGAAGAAGAAAGGGAAAGGUUCGUCUGCUAGAAAAGGAAACCAGAUACCGGAUUACGUCCAUGCGCCUGAAACUGUCUUCUCGCUGUCGGAUAAACCAAUGUGCUCUUUCACUGGCCAUUUGGAUGAUGUUCUGGACUUAUCCUGGUCUAGGUCAAAUCUAUUGCUUUCAUCUUCCAAGGACAAAACCGUACGGUUAUGGGAUAUCGAAACUCAAAGCUGCCUAAAACUGUUUGCCCACAAUGACUAUGUUACUUGUGUACAUUUUAAUCCAUUGGAUGAAGAUUACUUCAUAAGUGGCUCACUUGAUGCCAAGAUCCGUAUUUGGAACAUAUCGAACCGUCAAGUAGUGGAGUGGAAUGAUCUAAAUGAAAUGGUUACCGCGGUUUGUUACACUCCUGAUGGUCAGGCUGCAUUUGUAGGCUCGCAUAAAGGAAACUGCCGGCUUUACAGUGCAGAGGACUGCAAGCUGGAGCAAACAAACCAUAUUGAUCUGCAAAACAAAAAGAAAGCUCAAGCUAAAAAGAUCACAGCUUUCCAGUUUUCACCGAUUAAUCCAGCAGAAGUGCUUGUAACUUCUGCUGAUUCACGCAUUCGGAUUCUUGAUGGCACUGAACUUGUUCAAAAAUUCCGAGGUUUCAAAAACACAUGCAGCCAAAUGACAGCAUCGUACACACUAGACGCUAAACACAUUAUCUGCGCAAGCGAGGACUCGCAGGUUUACGUGUGGAAACACGAAGAGCCACGACUAGGAAUCACCGGUAGAAAAACCAUCGCCAUGUGUACUUCUUACGAAACCUUCCCUUGCAAAGACGUUUCCGUUGCAAUCCCCUGGCAUGGCGUCGUAAAAGGCGAACCACCACCCACACAAACUCAUUCCAAGAAAAACACGAAAAAAACUUCAACCGCCACUACACAAGAAAACGCAACCGGUGGUAAAAAGUCCGGUCUCCCACCGUUACCUAAGAAAAACAAUGACAACACCGCCGACGGAGCAACAGAAGAACAUCAAGAAGAUGAGCCCGGGACGACGAAUACUCCGCAGAACGAAACAGAGAACAAUACAGGAGAGACACUAAAGCCAGGGGACUCACCUUCUACUUCGUUAUCAUCUCGGAUAUCUUCCUGGUCUUGGUUUGAUGGUAGUGGCAGUCAUGGAUCGCAUAAUCAACCAACGGCUUGGGGAAUGGUGAUCGUUACAUCCACGAUCGGUGGCCAGAUCCGGGCGUACCAGAAUUUCGGGUUGCCCCGCAGAGUCAGUCGUCAAGGCUCUCUGUUUUGACGCGGUUCAUGUACAUUAUAUACGUAUAUUUAUACAGUGUACAGCUCCUACGAAGUUCUUGUAUAGUCUACUGAGUUUGAUAUGUAUAUUAUAUAACCGUAGA
This is a messenger RNA of Raphanus sativus (radish), 2950 nucleotides long. RefSeq lists its product as uncharacterized. The coding region runs from base 145 to 2847 and encodes 900 amino acids. The transcript has 7 exons. The record is from RefSeq and is a predicted model, not a curated record. Gene Ontology annotation, molecular function: protein binding. NCBI's taxonomy places the organism in Eukaryota, Viridiplantae, Streptophyta, Magnoliopsida, Brassicales, Brassicaceae.